UGCUUCCUCUCAGCAGUAUUCUAUCUUUCUUUCAUUUCUAAUGCCAAAGAAACUUCAAUUUGCCCAUUUAAUUCCAUUUAUCAGUUUGGUGACUCCCUUGCUGACACCGGAAACCGAAUUUGUAUCCCUGGGGCUCCUCCAACAUUCCAUGCUGAUCGUCUUCCUUAUGGUGAAACACACUUUGGCAAGCCUACUGGCAGCUUUUCAAAUGGCCUUAUAAUGAUUGACUACAUUGCAAUGGCUCUUAAGCUUCCUCUCCUUAUUGUCUCUUAAGCUUCCUCUCCUUAAUCCUUACUUAUCAACAAACUCUUCUUUCGUACAUGGUGUCAACUUUGCUAUGGCAGGAAGUACGACCCUUGACAAGUCAUUCUUCGAUCAAAUAAACAUUAGUAUCCAAUCAUUUAACCCUAUCCUAAGUUUUCAAAUCGAGUGGUUCAGAAAUCACCUUUAUUCUACAUGUAGAAAUCCAUCAAGGUGUGCUAAGAAGCUUCGAAAUGCACUCGUUAGUGUUGGUGCUUUUGGUGGGAAUAAUUAUUUCACUGCCUUCUCUCGUGGAAAAUCCAUUGAAGAGGCUAAAACAUUUGUCCCAUUUACUGUCAAUGCCAUCGUUGAAGGGAUCAAAGAAAUUGUUAAGUUAGGGGUGAAGCGGAUAGUUGUCUCAGGAGUCUCCCCAUUUGGCUGCUUGCCAUCACUACUGACUUCAUACCCGAGCUUCAAUCCCAAGGCUUACAACGACUUUGGAUGUUUGAGAGAGUAUAAUAAGUUUGCAUCAUUUCACAAUGACUAUCUUCGAGAUACACUAUCGUUGGUCAGUCGUCAGUUCUCAAAUGUUGUCAUCCUCUAUGCGGACUAUUACGGAGCUUUUCUGUCUGUUUUUCGAAGUGCAUAUUAUCUUGGAAUAGAUCGUGAAUCAUUACUUAAAGCGUGUUGUGGAAUUGGAGGAAAAUACAACUUUGAUGGGAAGAAAACAUGUGGAUCGCCGGAGAGUUCAGUUUGCUCUGACCCUUCAUGUUUCAUGAAUUGGGACGGUGUACAUCUAACCCAAAGUGCAUAUUGUCAUAUUUUGGAGGUUCUCAUCGCUGAUAUCUUAUCGAACAUUGAUUGUAUAUGGUGAAUGAAAAUUAUUAGUCAUAAAUUUCCAGAUCCCAAAUACAUGUCUUCGAUAUGGAGACAGAACUCUUGCCUGUUCUAUUUCAUCCAUUUUAUCAGAAGUACUA
This is a messenger RNA of Lycium barbarum (goji berry), 1217 nucleotides long. Its product is annotated as GDSL esterase/lipase At5g03980-like. Gene Ontology annotation, molecular function: hydrolase activity, acting on ester bonds. Lineage: Eukaryota; Viridiplantae; Streptophyta; Magnoliopsida; Solanales; Solanaceae. Bases 338 to 1114 code for a protein of 258 amino acids. The record is from RefSeq and is a predicted model, not a curated record. The transcript has a single exon.